This is a messenger RNA of Mytilinidion resinicola, 1254 nucleotides long. RefSeq lists its product as uncharacterized. NCBI's taxonomy places the organism in Eukaryota, Fungi, Ascomycota, Dothideomycetes, Mytilinidiales, Mytilinidiaceae. Bases 59 to 1090 code for a protein of 343 amino acids. The record is from RefSeq and is a predicted model, not a curated record. The transcript is spliced from 3 exons.
GGAGUAGUCCCGCUGCUAGGAAGCUGUUCAGUGGAAAGGCAGCUUAGAUUCGUGCUGCAUGAAACUUAACAUUGUGCCUAGAUUCUGGAACAGCACCGGGGCACCCCUAGCAGUGUCAAACGAGCAAUCUGAGGACCGUGAUCACAAACUCUCCAACUUCAUCAGUGGCCUUCGUCCCCAAUCUCUCAAAUAUCUAGAGACCAUCAGCGACACUGGAAUUGGUGCAGAAGCCUUCCUGGCUUUGAAUACCCAUGGCGAGUCCUUGAAGGAGCUCAGACUAUGCCUCCGUACUGACACACUUCCUCACCUUUCACUCUUGAGGGGCUGCACGGCGAUUGAAACCCUCAGGUUAGAAGAUAACGACGGCCAUACAGAUAUCAAAGCGACUCAAAACGACGUCUUCCUCGAAGUUAUUGAGUGGCUCCGAAAAUGCGAGGAUCUGAAAAACUUCAGCCUCACCAACUUUGUGGAUGCAGCUGCCAUCGUAUUCCCACUUCUACUAGAAGAAAAGAUUCACCUUCGGAAGCUGGAUAUUGACACCUACGUUGUGAACAGCAACAAGAUGUUUCACCAGGCGCUCAUACACCAGCGCGAAUCCUUGCGAGCUUUGACGCUAAGCGGCGACAGCGAUGAGAUGUUCAGGGAUGACGUCGAUGUCCUCGUUGACUCGCUCAAGUCUUUGACGGAACUGAGGGAACUAGAGCUACGUGGCGUGUCAGAUUGGCUCAAAGAUGAGCAUUUCAACCAAAUCAUCGACAGACUGGAUAAGCUUGAAGACUUCUACAUCAGCGGCUUGGAAGUGACAGAUGCUGUGCUGGAUAAGGCUGCUAGCCUCCGCAACCUGAGGAGUAUGACCUUCAUGGUCAUGAGCAAGUUUACGUUGGAUGGCCUACUAGAGUUCGUAUCGAAACUAGGCCCGGGCAACCAAGGCCUAGUACUGCUAAUCGGAAUGGCUGAUCCGGGCGCAUUACUAUCCGAAGAUGAACUCAGUCUGGUUCGAGAAAGCUUAAUGGUGAAGGUCGGCGGCAGGCUGGAGUAUACUCCUUGGAGAGACCCAGACGUAUCUGAAUUCGAGGGAGACUCGGAUUGAUGCCACUACCUGUGAGGCUUCAAAUUGUCGAAGAAAACCUAGCACUCCGCGCAACAUACGCAGUUUGUGUACGCCGGUUCAUCACCACCUGAGGUGGCCUGGUGAGUUACAGGCUGUUCAAAAUAAUUCAUAUAUACUUCGUCCAGUUCUGGAAUAUGCAUUGG